AUGCGGCCGAGGUCGGGACGCCGCCGCUCCGCCACCUUCCCGGCCGGCCAGGCGGCGGUCCCCGCGCGCGCCUACUGGGGCAGCUCGCUGGAGAGGGCCCAGUUGCCAGACACAGUCACGACCAUCGGCGCAUCCGCCUUUCACGGCUGCACACGCCUAACUUCGGUGAGCAUCCCAGCGUCCGUGACGAGCAUCGGCGAGAGCGCCUUUGCUUGCUGCACGGAGUUAACUUCGGUCGUCCUACCCGACUCUGUCACCACCCUCGGCGCUGGCGCCUUUGCUGGCUGCUCGUCCCUCGCCUCGGUGAAGCUGCCGCGUGGCUUGCUCGUUGUGAAUGCGCGUGCCUUUGCCUGCUGCACCUCGCUCACCUCAAUCAGUCUACCGGAGACCAUCACAACAAUCGGCGAGGGCGCCUUCAGCGCCUGCUCCUCGCUCACCUCGGCCGCGCUCCCAAAUUCCACCCGGUCCCUCGGCACGAGAGCGUUUGCGCGCUGCUCCUCGCUGGAGCGCGUGGAGAUGCCCGCGGCCAUCGCCAGCAUCGGCGCGAGCGCGUUCCUCGGGUGCUCCUCGCUGGCGCACGUCCGCCUGCCGAUCUCAGUCGUGACACUCGGCGAGCGGGCCUUUGACCAGUGCUCCUCGCUGGCGCACGUCGAGGUGCCCGUUGGCGCCCGCGUGGGCCCGAAUGCCUUUCGAGGCUGC
Molecule: messenger RNA, 699 nt
Organism: Emiliania huxleyi CCMP1516
Lineage: Eukaryota; Haptophyta; Isochrysidales; Noelaerhabdaceae
Exons: 1
Source: RefSeq, a predicted model, not a curated record